CAAAACUCAGAAUAGCUGCCAUCUGUACAGCAGCUGUGACACUAACUCAGAAUUACUCGUUUUAUCACAGCGAAAUAUGUUUCUGAGGCUGCCCAGUGACCACGCGAGCUCGAGAAGUGACUCUGCCAUCUCCCCUCUGUCUAUGGGUGUGUGUGUGCUAACAUCAACUGCAGACUGAGUUUCAGAAUUUGAUUUGUCAUAAACCUUUGUAAACACAAAGGCACUGUCUGUCCAUUUGUGAGUGUACAUGUCAAUCUGUUUAAGGAUGUUAUUGUUAUCAUUUAUGUCUGUACACGUGCUACAUGGGGAGAGAUAAGAGUAGAGGAGCAGGAGGUUUUGGCUCAAUUGUUGUAGUUUUUGAAGAACUCGAUAUUCUGCGUGUUUAGGUUUUAAAAACCACGUGGUUGCCUACAUAAACUUUACUGUUUUCAGGGUUUCUUUCCCCAAUGACUGUCCUCACUUUUUCUUCAUAGCUUUUUUCUCUGAGGAUUUCAUGAAGUGUGUUGGUGUCGCGCUGCAGCGGGAUGUUUGCAGCUGGACAAAACUGUCCAUCUAUCCUGUACCUGACAACAAAGAGAGAAGAAAGCAGAAGUUUUAAUGUGACACAGAAAUUCUGUAUUUGCCAAAUGAGAAACAAACAUCUCAGAUCAUUUCAGACACGCUACAGGUUCUCUGAUACCUCUGUAUCUGUCACAUAUAUGUGUCCACAACUUUAGUGAUUAGGUCUGCUGCCGAGGUCCCCUCAUAACAGACAGCCAGCAGAUACUAGUUGUGUUUGUCUAGGUUAGUUAGGGUUAGCUAUCCAAAAGUUUGGUUAAACUUAAACUGAACCAAAUUCAAUAUAAAGCAUCUGUACCAGCCUGAGCUUCUGCCACUGCUGAUAAAACCAGAAGCUACUGACAGAUGUAUAACAGCCGGUCUUAGGGCAAAACAAACAGUCAGUGUGUUUGCGUUAAUGUGCACGAACUGUGAUUUUGUGUCAGUAAGCAUUUACAGUCGUGGUACUAAGAACAUAUAACACCUCCCUAAGGUUUUACAUAUCGGGAUGUAAAUGAAGUUAUCUGGUCCUCAGCAGGUCUUAUUCAAAUAUAGCCUCAGAUAAUCAAUACAUGACAUUUCACACAGUCACCAUCAUUGAACAGUAGCUAAGCCAACAUGCAGACACAGUCAGAAAAACUAAAUGACAGAAACAACCAGGGGCUGGACUCACUUUGUCACACUCUGCUUCUGCAUUUUGGCGUUUUGUUAAAUAAAUAAUGACUAACAUGACACACCAACAUGUAUUAUGUUGUUGUCCAGCUCAGGUUGUAUUUACUUAAUUUAAAGACCAUAUUUAUUUUAGUUCUGACAUGUGAGACUUUGCGUUUUAACCCAGUUACUUUUUUCUAAAAGUGACCUAAUGGUUUUUUAAUUUGUGAAGUAUGUUUUAGUUCAGAUAGUCGAAAAACUCUCCCACAAUGCAUAGCUGUGUAGCUGUUAAACUCCUCCUUCUUCCGGGUACUAACGCCGUCUCCACGUGAGAUACACUUCCAGUGCAGUAAUGUCAACAAACCCCACGGUUCCGAACGGCGCGGAGGACGAGGAGUUCCGAGUGUUCGUGGCUCUCCACAGCGCAGCGCUCCAGGCUUCAGCGAUCCCUCCGGUCUACUGGAGGAGCCUGCACCACAAGAUCACCAGCGAGAUUUAUGAUGCCGGGGAAGUUUUCGGAAUAAUGCAGUUCCAACAAGAAGAUGAAGAGGAGGAGGAGGGAGAUGAAGAAAACGGAGAGGAGAAGAAGAAGGACAAUCCUGGAGAUGAGAUCAGAUGUAAAGUGGUUGUAACCCGGGAGAGUGGUCUGCAAGCCUCGGAGCCGACCAGCGUUUUCCUGGUGGAUCACGCGUGGACGUACCGCGUGGAUCAUGCCCGGCAGCAGCUGGAACAGAUCCCAGGCCUGUUGCCCAGAAUGGCGGCCCUUAUGGGGCUGGACUUCCAUGGUGAGGUCCCCGACCCUGACACGGUGGAGCUGGUGAUGGAGCGCAUGUGGAAGUACAACCAGACUUAUCAGCUCUCUCAGGGGUCCCCAGAGGACAAGGUUCCCGUGUGGUACAUCAUGGAUGAGUUUGGCUCUCAGGUGCGGCACUCUGAUCAACCGACCUGCAGCAUGGCUCCUUUCUUCUCCGUGCAGGGCCAGUUAGCCUACACCGUGCUCUGGCCUCUGCAGGACCUGCACGAAGGAGAUGAAGUUACCCGUGACUACACAUAUGGAGAGUCAGACCCUCUGGUGCGGCAAUGCCGUCUGUUACCAUGGAUACCUAGUGAUCUAGAAGAGGUCAGCAGCGUCACAGCUGAGCCCCCGGACUCAUUCUUUGAGAACAUUGCUCGGGAAAACAAGGAGCAGCUUCCAGUGGAAAUACAGCCUUACACUGUUCCCAAGGACAAAGUCUACAAAGUUUACUCUGAAAUGUCACAAGUAACAAACAACCUUAGCCACCCUCGGUUCCAGCUGAUAGAGGAUGAGGACGAGGCAGAUAUCAUUUGGCGCUAUAAUCACAUCAAAGACUACAGCAAACUCAGUGUGGAGCGACCUCAUGUGUUGCUGAACCAGUUUCCCUGUGAGAACAUCAUCACUGUGAAGGACUGCCUGGCUGCUGUGGCUCGCAGGGUGAAAGGCAGCCCAGGACCCGACUGGUUACCGCAGACCUUCAACCUACAGACAGAGCUGCCACAAUUCAUCAAGCAUUACCAGCAACAAAGGGGAGAAGAUAACCACUGGAUCUGUAAGCCUUGGAAUUUAGCUCGUGGACUAGACACACACAUAACCAACAACCUGGAUUACAUCAUCAGGCAGCGAGAGAGUACACCAAAGGUGGUGUGUAAGUAUCUCGAAGAUCCCGUCCUGUUCAGCAGGGAGGAAGUGGGAAUGGUGAAGUUUGACAUUCGCUACAUGUUGAUGUUGCGUUCUGUGCAGCCUCUGCGUCUCUAUGCCUAUAAUGUCUUCUGGCUGCGCUUUGCCAACAGACCGUUCUCCUUGGAUCAUUUUGAUGAUUACCAAAAGCACUUCACUGUCAUGAACUAUGCCGAGGGGGUGGAGCUUAAGCAGGUGCACUAUGAUGAGUUCAUCCCAAUGUUUGAGGAGCAGUACCCACAGUAUCCAUGGAAAGAAGUGGAAGGAGAGUUAUUUAAAGCUUUCAAGGAGCUCUUUGAGGCAGCCACUUCUAGACCGGCACCAUAUGGUAUUUGUCCCUAUCCUUCAUCCCGGGCCAUCUAUGCUGUAGACCUCAUGCUAAAGUGGAGUAGAGGACAAAAUGGUGAACGUGUAAUACAACCUCAGAUCCUAGAGUUGAACUUCAGCCCAGACUGUGCCCGAGCCUGCCUCUACCACCCUGACUUCUACAACCACAUGUUUCAGACGCUGUUCCUGGAUCAGCCUGAGGAGUGCCCUGUCACACAAAUCAUGUGAUUAACCGAACAUGAUGGAGGAGUGUCUGUAGUUUAUGUUUUCAUGCUUCAAGUUGCUGAAAUCUUCCCCUUAUCCAUCUGUGCUGCAUCUGUGGAACUCCCUGUAUGCGAGAUAACAACUGUGCAUACUCUGCUGGUUGUGUGCUCGUAGAGUCGUAUAGAGGAACACCUCGUCAGUUCUGUGUUGCACAGUGAGAUUAAAAAUGGAUAAAUUUCAGUUUCUGUUGACGAUUUCUCUCGAUGUUCUCUCUCAGGCUUCUCAGAGAGUAUAAAUGUAAUCUCUUUAGUUUCACUGUUCAUUAAAGCCAUAUUGUACUCUUUCA
This is a messenger RNA of Neolamprologus brichardi, 3761 nucleotides long. It is a transcript of the gene ttll12, whose product is annotated as tubulin tyrosine ligase-like family, member 12. Gene Ontology annotation, biological process: protein modification process. The record is from RefSeq and is a predicted model, not a curated record. Lineage: Eukaryota; Metazoa; Chordata; Actinopteri; Cichliformes; Cichlidae. Gene Ontology annotation, cellular component: cytoplasm.